Salvelinus sp. IW2-2015 is the source of this 3932-nucleotide messenger RNA. RefSeq names its product kelch-like protein 12. Gene Ontology annotation, molecular function: protein binding. The record is from RefSeq and is a predicted model, not a curated record. NCBI's taxonomy places the organism in Eukaryota, Metazoa, Chordata, Actinopteri, Salmoniformes, Salmonidae.
ACCACUGAAUGGCUGUUCAGAUCAGACAGUUCUGUCUUGUCUGUAGUGUUUCUGUAAUAUAGUUGUUUUCUCUAUCACAGUGUGCCUGUUAGACUAAAUACAUGAAACCGGAAUUGUCCCCCAUUAUAUUUCAUAGAUAAUAACAUUGGAUAUUUUAAUUAUAUAUUGACCUGCCGAACUGGAAAUGUCCCCGGUUUUCAUUUUAGAAAUCUGGUCACCUUAAUGUAUUCGUAUGAAUGUAUUUCAAGGCAACUGACAGACAGAGUAUAUGAAAGCACAGAGGCUAUCUCUCUUGCACAUCAAAGACACUUCAAUGACUUGAUGGUCAAGAGAGCAUGCAAAGCGCAUGUAACUAGGCUACAUCUACAGUAUUCAACAUGGUGAGAUGAGAUAUACAGAAACGCUUACAAUCUCCCUGACAUCUGCUCCCCGUAGAUCCCCUUUCCGAGUCKCCACAUUGGCAAUGAUUUUGUCAGUCUUCUCGCGGAUAUGUUCGUACAGACUACUGCGUAUCUCAUGUGUGGAGCGGCUGGGGGUAAAUACUUUCGUUCCCUGCCCCUGCCUUGUAAAGCGUUUUGAAACCGGUUUUAAGACGUUCUAUGUGCAAAGCCGGGUAACCAUGCCAAUGCAAGUCGCCAUGUUUCAAUGCGGAAGUAGGUUGGUAAAUAGAGGCGGAACUAAAUAAGACAACCAAUGAAAUGACGGGACCUGAAAAUUAUAUGAGCAAAAUCUGUAACAAAUGUAAUGUUUAGAAAGUAGAAAACAAAAUAUCGCUUAAAUUUGCUUUAGUUAUAAAAUAAGGCGCACAAAUSAGUCCAAAACAAAACGUCACAUCCGUGCACCGGUUCAAAGGCUAACCAAUGAGACUAGCGGAACUAUUGCAUUGCGGUAAUGCAGUUGGGACAGGGGGAAAAGUGAAUUGUGCGGCCGACAAUAGUCAGGCAGGUCCUGGGGCAAUACAACCAGUUUUUCAUAUUUUUAACAACUGUAAUGCGUUUGAGAUGUUUGUAUUUCUUGCCAUUUUUUACUGAUUCCCCGGAUAAGACAGAAAGGGGUGCUUUGGCGGAUGUUUUUUUAGAGAGCUGCAUUCAGCAGUUGCUAACUAACGUUAGCUAGCCGCCGCAAGGCGGUCUGUUGUUAUAGCCUGCAUGGUGGUUUUGAGAACCAUGAGCCGUGCUGCACCCCACAUUGGAGGCCGUACUCACCCAGACCAGGACAGGCGGAUCGGAGGGUGGGACACACGGAAUGCAACUGUCAGCUUUCCUUAUUGACUGACUACAGACAAUCGGGCUUAAAGGUGAAGCUACUAACUGUCUGGCCCCUGGUCACAUCCACACAAUCGGAGCCCAGGACAGGAGAACGAAGUAGGGUAGUCUCCCUUGAAUCAAGAUGAGUGCAGUCCGUGGAGGAACGAUCACCUGGCGGCCACAGCCCUGGCAGGACGGGGACGGUGGGGGCGGGGAGCCCCUCUCGGACAGCGACUCCGAAGAAGAGGACUUUCCCGACGACAGCACCACUCCUUUAGGAGACUACGUCACACAUGGGUUGAAGCAGCUACUGGAUGCUCAGCAGUUGUGUGACGUCACUCUGUUAGUGGAGGGGAAGAGGUUUAUGUGUCACAGAAUCCUCUUGGCAGCCGUCAGCCCGUAUUUCCGCGCCAUGUUCACUAGCCCGUUGGUGGAGUCCCGUCUCACUGAGAUCCGAUUGGAGGAGGUGACGCCGUCAGUCAUGGAGACUGUCAUCCAGUUCGUCUACACUGGGGAGGCAGGGCUCUGCUUGGACACGGCCGAAGACCUGUUUGUGGCGGCCAAUCGGCUUCAAGUGAUGCCCCUGCAGGAUCUGUGCUCCAGGUUCCUGUUUGAACACCUGUCUGUGGACAACUGCCUGGGCAUGUACUCUUUGGCCCGCUCCCACCACGACCAGCUGCUCCUGAGGGCCUCUCUGAGGCUGGUGGCCCAGCACUUCCCCCGCGUGGCCCGCCAAAAGGACUUCCUCCUGCUGGACCCAGGUACCCUGGGCAGCCUGCUGGGCUCUGACCGCCUGGGCGUAGACUCUGAGGCAGAGGUGUAUGACGCGGCUCGUCGCUGGGCCGAGCACCAGCCCCUGGACCGUUACAGCCACAUGCCGGCCCUGCUCCACCACCUCCGCCCCGGCUUGCUGUCCCUGGAGGAGAGCCGGCGGCUGAGCCAGGAGCUGGGCCCUGCGGCAGCCGGGGAGGGCCUGGGAGGCCCACUGAGGCCCCGGGAAGGCAUGUUCGAGAAGAAGAUCGUGUGUGUGGACCUGAAGCCGCGGGAUGACGAGUUGUUGAACGAGAGGGACUUCACUGUGGACUGCUUCGACCCACGUACAGGGAAAUGGGAGAAGCUGGCUGCCCUGGGCUCUCUGCUGUGCCCAGGUUGCACGGCCAUCGGGGGGCGGCUGUUCGUAGCGGGGGGCAUCCUGCGGGGGGGCACGGUGUCCACGGAGGUUCAUGAGUAUGACUCUGUGUUGGAUCGCUGGCAGGAGCGGUCGCCCAUGGUGCAGCCCCGAGCCAUGCUGGGUCUGCUGGGCUGUGGGGAGUCACUCUACGCCCUGGGGGGCUGCAACAGAGGAGCCAUGCUGGACUCCUGUGAGAUCAUGGACCUGGCCUCUCUCCAGUGGGGCCCCGGGCCCCGUCUGCCCCUGCCGCUGCGCUCCUUUGCCUGUGCCACCCUGCGCGGCCGCAUUUACCUUUUGGGCGGCACCACGCUGGAGCAGAACCGGGCUGUGGUGCACGCUGGCGUGCUAAUCUACCACACCCUGACUGACUCAUGGACCCGUGUGGGACUGGACUCUGGCGCCACCUGCCUGGCUGGAGGGGUGGCGGUGCGGGGAGGGGUCUGUGCCAUCGGAGGCUACAUGAGGGACGCCACAAAGUUUAUAGAUGGAAACUAUACACAUCUGGAACCUCUCGACGCCACGGGGCGGGUGCUGUUCUUCAGGGAGGGCCGGGGCUCAGGAGUGGAGCGGGAGGUGACGGGGGCGGUGGUGGCAGAGAGGAGCGGGGGGAGCGACCGAGCCCCUAGUCCGGUGGUUUUCCCAGGGCUGCCGAGGCGGAUCGCUGCCGGGGGCGUGGCCAGGUGGAAACGCAGGAUAUACGUGCUGGGCGGGGAGAACGGCUCCCGUUUCUAUGACAGUGUGUACUGUUGGAAGCCUGGCUGGCGCAGCUGGGUCCAGAGACGGGAGAAACUACCCGGAGACACGGGGGGAGUCAGCCAGUUCGGCUGUACCACCCUCAAGUUCCCCAAGAAACACAUCCUGUCCCGACUGAGACUGGCUCGGGAGGACCGCAAUCCUGAUGAUGACUAGCCACAGCCGGACUAAUGAGCUGUGGCUAAGACCAGCAUUCAUGGGGUUUCGAUAAUGAAAUUAAAUGUAAUUCACUUUUAACACUUGAGACAGUGGGGGGAAGGGACUCACAUCUGAAUGUAACCACCGUAUGCCACAAAAACGCUCAAGUCCUUCUCAAAAAUGAUUUGAAUGUAUUUAAAUGGUUUGAAACUUGUCUGCCUGUUGAACACACAUCCUCAGCCUUUGCCAAUUUAUAGGCCUAUGCAGCCGUUAAAUUCCUAUGUUGUGAAUGACUGGCUGUGAAUGUUUGGCAGGGCUUACAUUUGUUUAUUGAAAUUUGAUGAKGCGUUUUCAUUUUUUAUUUCUGCCUUUUCUAUAACUUUCUGAAAUUCACCAAAGGAUCCCACUUUCAUGUAACUUUAAUCUUUCACUAUCCAGUGAUUCCAGGGCCAUGUUUAUUAGGCACCAAACAGAAGAAAAUUAGCUGAAACGGGGAAGGACCACCUACCUGGACUUGUCCAAUAACCUAUACAUUCAUUUUUGGUUUGCAUUGCAACAUUUCUGAUUGAGAGGGGGUCAAAUACUUGUUUCCCUCAUUAAAAUGCAAAUCAAUUUAUAACAUU